AGGAUGGUGCACCUGCAGCCCCUGCCCCUCGUCGUGGUCCAGGGCGUCCUCCAGCUCGUAUUUUGUGACGCUAACCAAGUCGUACAAGCCACAGACGUGCUGGACUGGGAAGACAAGGAUGCUGCAGAGACAUUGGUCGACAACGUAGUCCAUUCCAGGAUCAUCAAUCCUUUGCGCCUGUUUGUUAAGCCAUCUCCAGUACUGAAACACGGCCAGGUGUCCUACUCAGACAGCAUAGAAAACUUUUGGGAUUGGUUGUCCAACAUCACGGAGGUUCAGGAAUCUCUCACACGAACUAAACGCAGACCUAUAGUAAAAACUGGGAAAUUCAAGAAAAUGUUUGGAUGGGGCGACUUCCACUCUAACAUCAAAACUGUUAAGCUGAACCUCCUGAUCACAGGGAAAAUCGUCGAUCACGGCAAUGGGACCUUCAGUGUUUAUUUUCGACAUAACUCCACAGGUCUGGGAAACGUUUCUGUAAGCCUGGUGCCACCUUCCAAGGUGGUUGAGUUUGAAUCAUCUCCACAGUCAACACUGGAGACCAAGGAAUCCAAGUCUUUCAAUUGCCGAAUUGAGUAUGAAAAAACAGACCGCGCUAAAAAAACUGCCUUGUGCAAUUUUGACCCUUCAAAGAUCUGCUAUCAAGAGCAGACUCAAAGCCAUGUCUCCUGGUUGUGUUCCAAACCAUUUAAAGUUAUCUGCAUUUACAUUGCUUUUUACAGCGUAGAUUACAAACUGGUGCAGAAGGUCUGUCCUGAUUAUAAUUACCAUAGUGAGACUCCGUACUUGUCCUCUGGCUGAUACAAUCGUGGGUAACCGUAGAGAUACUGCAUCAGUCAUAAAAAUAAGCAUUUCCAUUAACCUUUUGGAGAAGUAUAUGCUUUCCUAUCAGGUUAAGAAGUCUUUAAAAACUGUAGCUGUGUUUGUGCUGUAUCGUAAAUAAUCAAACUGUUUAUGUAACAAUCAUUUUCAUUUGAGACCAUUGCAUUUUAGGAGCAGUGUUAGGUUUACGGUUGGGCUUGGUGAUCUUAAAGGUCUUUUCCAACCUAAAUGAUUCUAUGAUUUUAGCUCUCUCAUCAUGAAUAAGGGAACUACCAGGCAGACACAUGACAAAAAUGAAACAAAAUUAUGUCUGUAAUGAACAUUGACCUUGAAAAUCAGUUUUUUAAAUAGACUCGAUGGCAGAGAGGUUGUCUUUUAUUUGAAUUGGACAGCUCUUAGCAGGAUCCUCUUUCUCAUUGGGAACUUUAGAAGUUGACAACGUAGAGAACAAAUGAUGAAGCAGACUCCUAGCUGCUCAUGUACAAAAUCCAGAUAAACAGCUCUUCCACUAAUUUCAUGAGGAAUGUUACACACACAGGGCUCAAGGAAUCAAGUCCAAAUACUAAGAGAAAGUCCUAUUUCUGGUACAAAAAAAAGGAAAGGAAUCUGCAUUUCUAUGAGUUGUAGUAGUUGUACAUAUUCAUUGAAGUUAAGGGUGAGUAAUUCUUCCUUCAGACUUCUUACCCAUGGAUAUGCAAUGAUGUAAUUAGACACUGAUGAGCUUUAGUUUAUUAGACCCACCAAGUGUGCAGGUUUGGUGUACAUUUCUUCCUUCAAUAGUCACCAUUGGUUUUGAUUCUUCUCAAAUGUUUACAUAUACACUAGUACUAGUUCUACAGUGAUAGAAAAUAUACGUACCUCGGAAAAAGAUAAUCUCUGUUUAAGUCUGAUGAUAACCGGGGCUGGCUUCCACUUAACGGAAACAACUAUCUUGCUGUCUAGCCCUCUUAGCACUGCGCUGUAGCAAGGAAAAUACAUCACAGCAUAAGGACGAUACCUGAACACCACAAGCUUUCUGCUUAAUGCCACCCAGUUGUCUUCCUUAGUACUGCAUUACAUACCUUAAGUCAAAAUAUAAACAAUGACAAAUAAAGAGGACAACAAAAAUCUAUGCAUCUUCUUCUCAUAAAGCAGAUUUCAAAUAAUUGCUAUCAAUAUAAAAAUAUUCAGCCAGACUUGCCCCUAGUACAGAAUAGCAUCACUCCACCGCAGUUAGUUACAAGAAUGGAGGGUCCAGCGUGGUUUUGCUUCAACAGGACAGAUGUGGCUCCCACUGCAGUCGAUAGCAGCUGGCUCCAGCGAUGCAGCUUCAAGCAUCAAGCCCUUUCAUUGGGUAUUGAUUUGGCUGCUGCUGCCAAUUUGCUAUCACAAUCCUUUGUGGCAGUUGAUGGCACAGGUCCCGUGGAAGAAGCUGGCUGAGGAAGUGCUUUUUAUUGCCUCCAAUCAAACUUACAUGCAGGGUCCAAGAAGUUACAUAUAGCUUAAAUAAAGUAGUAUUAAAAUACUCUGUUCAAGUGGUGUGCACCCAGAGAAAUGACUAUGACAGCUCAGAAAGACUCACUCACGAGAUCAAUUCUGAUUUCCUUGGUAAAGUCUCAUAGGAAAAAAUUAUUCUGUUAAAAAUAUAUACAACAAGUAACUGGCUAAUUUGUUUUUCUCUUUAGGUGACAAAUUUAAAUGUGUGGUUUAGUUUGAUCAAUAAUCUAAAUGUUUUCCUUCAUCUUAUUUCACAGAGUCUCUCCUGGUCUAAAUGAUGUUUUUUAGUUUGUCUAUUACUGUUGAUUCCUACAAGAUGGUCUACUUUGUAUUCUGUAUAGCGUGUCCUCGUUCUGGCUGUAUAUAAGCUUGGAUUUAUUGCUAUGAGUUCAGUGGUUGGUGCUUUUGUAACUUAGCUGUAAGCCAUGAUUUUACUGCCAUGUAUUUUUACUCAGCCUUGUAGGCAAUUAAAAGAAAAUCCUACAUGCUAUUUA
Messenger RNA from Gavia stellata (red-throated loon), 2792 nucleotides. RefSeq names its product neurexophilin 2 (gene NXPH2). The record is from RefSeq and is a predicted model, not a curated record. The coding region runs from base 4 to 801 and encodes 265 amino acids. The transcript has 2 exons. Gene Ontology annotation, molecular function: signaling receptor binding. NCBI's taxonomy places the organism in Eukaryota, Metazoa, Chordata, Aves, Gaviiformes, Gaviidae.